This is a messenger RNA of Parnassius mnemosyne (clouded apollo), 636 nucleotides long. The record is from the annotation of a GenBank genome assembly. NCBI's taxonomy places the organism in Eukaryota, Metazoa, Arthropoda, Insecta, Lepidoptera, Papilionidae.
AUGGAUAACAUCCUCCGAGGUCUCCAGAACCAGAUCUGUUUGGUGUACCUGGACGAUAUAAUAGUAUUCAGCACCUCGCUGCAGGAACACAUGGUCAACUUAGAACAAGUUUUCCAGAGACUUAGGAACUCUAAUUUCAAAGUGUUAAUGGACAAAUCAGAGUUCCUUAAGUUAGAAACGGCUUAUUUAGGACAUAUCAUCAGCAGCGAGGGCGUGAAUCCUAACCCAGACAAAAAAGCAGCGAUAGAAAAAUAUCCUAUACCUAAAUCUCCUAAGGAGAUAAAGCAGUUCUUAGGACUAUUAGGAUAUUACCGUAAAUUCAUCCCAGAUUUUGCAAAAAUAACAAAACCAUUGAAACAAUGUCUAAAAAAAGGUAAAAAGAUCACUUAUGACUCCGAUUAUGUUAACAGAUUUGAGAAGUGUAAAACUCUUUUGACGAAUGAUCCAAUCCUUAAAUACCCGGACUUUAGUAAGGAAUUUAUCCUUAUUACCGAUGCGUGGAACUUUGCCAUCGGUGCUGUUUUGUCUCAAGGGCCAAUAGGCUCGGAUAAACCCGUCUCAUAUGCUUCGCGAACACUUAAUGAUAGUGAACAAAAUUACUGCACCAUCGAGAAAGAGCUCCUGGCAAUAGUAUGA